AGGAAAAAGAGGCUUUCAGGUUUUGUUGACCGUUUCUGUCCCCAACACGCUCUCCCUCUUCCCCACUUCUUCUUCCUCUUUCUCUUACACACACACACAUGUAUUUGAUACCACUCUCAACUAUCACCACCAUACCCUUCAUCCAAACCUUCUUCUUUUGAAUGGGUUGCUUUCUUGGUUGUUUUGGUUCCUCCAAACACAGAAAGCACAAGCACAACGCUCAUGUUCAUAGAAAUGGUAGUAGCAACAGCAAGCAAGAGCAACCUAGUGUCUCUUUGGUUCAGGAUUGCUCCAAAAAUGCUGUGAACCCUUCACCACAACUCCAGGAUAAAAGUGAGGAGCAAGUCAGUGUGAGUAGCAGAAAGAAAGUGACAUUUGAUUCCCAUGUGAAGACCUAUGAGCCUGUUUUGGCUGAAGAAUUUGAAGAGAGGAAGAGUGAGGAAGGUGGAAAGGAGGAAGCUUUGGCCCAAUCAAAGUCAUCUUUCUCUGAAGAUAGUUCUCUGACUUCAACGGGAUCUUUCCCUCCCAACCAUAGGUACCAGAAUUGCCGGGACAGUGAUGAGGAGGAGGAAGAGAUUGAUUACGGGGACAGUGAUCCUAGUGAUGAAGAUGAGGAUGAUGAUGUCAUCAGAGAAGAAUGCAUCGGAGAAGAUGGGGUGGUGGUAACUGCUGCUUCUGAUCAUGUGUUUGCUGAAGAGGAUGUUGAUGUGAAGUCAAUUGGAUCCAACCCCAAUGCUAGAGACAGAAGUGUUUAUGUUCAUCCUGUGCUGAACCCAGUGGAGAAUCUCACUCAGUGGAAAGCUGUUAAGGCUAAAAGAACACCACCAUCAAGGCCUCAGAAAGAGAAUGAUUUGCCAUUUGGUGUCAAAAAACCAUCUUUCAGCUUGAAUUCAGAAACUGACGCACCAAAGAAGUUGAACCAGGAUAUUCCAGUUGAUGCCAGCUUGUCAAAUUGGUUGUUCUCAUCAGAAACUACACCACAAACAAACAAGGCUGGCUCAGUGACUUUUGAUGCUGGUACCCCUGACAGGAGCACAACCUCACAAGGUUCAUAUUCUGUGAUAAGUCAUGAAGAUAGGCCAAUUUUAGGGGCAUUGACAUUGGAAGAGAUCAAACAAUAUUCGGCUACUUCGUCUCCAAGGAAGUCGCCAAGUAGGAGUCCAGAUGAGAUGCCUAUUAUUGGCACUGUUGGAACCUACUGGAAUGUCUCUGCUGAGAAUUCUGGCUCAGCUUCUUCCUUUAAAGGGAUUCCAAACACAACAAGCAAGUACAGAGAGGAUAAGACAGUGAAUUGGCACUCAACCCCUUUUGAGACAAGGUUAGAGAAGGCUUUGAAUAGAGAUGGUGCUUCUGCUUAUGUUCCUCGUGUAUUCUAGACAAGCUUGCAAUAGUGUGUGGUUUUGGGGAGGGAGUGAAUUGUGCAGGAAUGUAUUUUUUAUAUUCUUUUGUAAACGUGAUAGAGUGUAACGGUCUACUUCUCUAUUAUAAUUUGUACUUGGCUUUAAAAAGUUCAGCCUGUGGUGCGCUUCCCUUGGAAAAUUCAAGUGCAGAUUAUAACAUGUAAUAUUAAUGAUAAUAUCUGUGCAGUCUUGCUGAAAUCAUA
Molecule: messenger RNA, 1603 nt
Organism: Cajanus cajan (pigeon pea)
Lineage: Eukaryota; Viridiplantae; Streptophyta; Magnoliopsida; Fabales; Fabaceae
Biological process (GO): male meiosis II
Source: RefSeq, a predicted model, not a curated record